AUGGAGUUGUGUUCCCAUAGUCUACAAAAGAUUCUUCAAUACAAACCACAAGUAUUUGGUCGACAACCGGGAGAACCCAUGAAUUCAAUCGAGUUUUACAUUUCGUGUCAUAUAUUCAAAGAGAUCUUAGAAUGCGUUCAAUAUUUACAUGAUUUAAAACCUCCGGUCAUUCAUAGAGACCUUAAACCAGACAAUAUAUUAGUGGGGAAGACUUUAAGGAAUGGCCGGUAUUUAAAAGUGGCUGACUUUGGGUUGGCGUCACUGCAUUCCAGUUCGUCUGGAAGUCAUACGACAGGAGUGGGAACUAUUCAAUACAUGGCACCGGAAACUCGAUGUGUGUUCCCAUUCAUAGCACUCGACCCGAGUGUUCACAAUGGAAAAGAGAUCGAAUUGGACGAAGGAAAACAAAAGAGAGGGAUGGAAAAGAGACUAUGGGUUAGAACGAUGUUCGAUAUUAAGUGA
Oppiella nova is the source of this 462-nucleotide messenger RNA. The record is from the annotation of a GenBank genome assembly. Lineage: Eukaryota; Metazoa; Arthropoda; Arachnida; Sarcoptiformes; Oppiidae.